AAAAGGAAUAAUCACUACUAACAAAAAGUAGCAGUAAUUCAAAGAUAUAAAUACUAAAAAAAUCUCUAUAUAGAUUUACAAUUAAAAACCAUAUUGCAGGUAAAACUAACACUACGAAAGUUUAAUACCCCAUGCAUAGCAUAGCAAACUCUAGCAAACAUGAUUCUAUUUCCAUGUUUAAUAUAAAGAGUCAUUAAGAGCUAAUGGGAAUAAAAAGAGAUGUAGAUUAUGAUUUUUAACAUCAAUAUUAGAAUGAUAAUUAUAAUUAAACUAAUUAUGGAGGAAUUUUUAAAGGGGAGAAAAUUGAUCCUAAAAUAAAUAACAGCGAAUUACUUAUAAAUUCAAUGAUAGAAGAAUAAAUUCACAAAAACAAUAGCAAUAACUAAAGCCAAUAUAAUAAUAACAUGCAAGAGUUAUAGAGUCCUGUAACUUUUAAAGAAUUCACUAUUAUUUCUCCUUAAAAUACUAAAGACUAGAUAGUUAGUAAAUAUUAGUAAAGCUAUUAAGAAGAUAUCACCAAUAGCUAUUAAAAUAAAGAUGCGAUAAAGGUAUUGGAUUCUUAGAAUGAUUUCAAUAUAAAAAGUAAUGAAAACUUAAACCAUUUAAGCAAUAUAGAACUUAAAAAUAAAAGUAGUUUUGAAGAAUAAACUCAUGAGUACUAGAGUGAAAAAACAAAAGACUUUCAUUUAUAGGGUUAAUUUAAUUCGAAAUUGUAAAAUAGAACUUCUUUAAUUAAUAAUCACAUAGGCAUCUCAUCUCCAUUUAAAUAAGAUAACUAAUCAUAAUUAAAUGGAAAAUUUAUUUAUAGUUUUUAAAAUGAACCAACAGAUGAAAUGAGUAACUAAAAUUUGCAUUUGGCUCAGAGAAUGUCAAGAAAUCCUUCAUUUAGAAUUGAUCAUAAUUCUAUGGUUGGAAGCUAAAAACUGUUAAAUAAAAAUCAUGCUUCGAAUAUGAAUAUAGGAUAAUUGAGUGAAACUUAGCAUCAUUAAAAAUCAGAAUAUAAAAAAAAUAGCAUUACAACCACUUAAAAUACAAAAAAUAUACAAAAAUAAUCUAAUAUUUAUAUCCUUUCCAUCCUUUGUUUGCGUGUCAUUAAAUUUGCUAAAAAUUUGUUUUAUUUUUCCUAAAGAUAGCAGUUCAAGCUAUUGAAUUAGAUGAAAAUUAAAAUAAUUGGUGAUUCUGCUUCAUUCUAUAAGUACUUCUACUACUCUGGAUAACUAAAAUAGAAACCAUCUAUACUUGAAGUAGUCAAAUAUAAAUUGAAGCAGUUUGUUUCAAUAAGAAAACUAAAUUCUUUAAUAAGUCGCUGUCUAUGUUCUAAGACUGAGGUUUAAUUCCUUCCCGACUUCGAUGAAGGCUCAAAAGCUAAGAUAAUUUGGGAUAUCUUUUUAUUGCUUGUAACAAUAUUCAACAUAUUUACUUCUCCUCUUCGUCAUUCAUUUGAAGCCUAUCAAGACAGUUUGUUAACGACUAACUUUAUUAGCACAGUCUUUGCUUUAGACAUAUUACUAUAAUUUAGGACAAGCUACUUUGAAAAUGGACUGAUAAUCUCGAAGAAAAGCAUGAUUGUAAUGAACUAUUUAAAAGGGAAAUUUAUAUAUGAUUUUUUAGGGCUAAUUAUAUUUAUAUUUUCAUAUACUUUUGAAGAUCUACUAUUUAUGAGUUAUCUAAUGAUUUACAGAUUUAUAUCUGUUCGUAAGAUAUUUAAUGAUAUGGAAAAUAAAUUUUAGCUGAGAGAAAAAGGACUGGCUUAUAGCACAUUUUUUUAAUUAAUUUUAAGUAUCCUACUGGUCUCACACUAUUCUGCAUCUAUUUUCCAUUAUUUAGCACAAGUCCAGCACUAAAAUGGAGUAGAAUAGACUUGGCUGAUACUUUAAACCACAUAUGAUAGCCCAUGGUUAGAAAGGUAUAUUAUUAGCUUGUACUGGAGUGUUAUUACUAUUAUAACUAUAGGGUAUGGAGACAUCACUCCUAGGACAAUACUUGAAAGAGCCUAUGUAAUAGUUUUUGCUUUUGUUGGUUGUGGAUUAUUUGGGUAUUGUAUUAACGUAAUCGGAGAAUAAGUAAGAGAAAUAGGAAGAGAGAAAUCUAUAUUUAAAAGAAAAUCUGCUAAGCUAAAUAAAUUUAUGCAUAUGAGAGCACUUAACAAAGACUUACAAUAAAAAGUUAGAAAAUAUUAUGAAUACUUAUUUUAAGAGGAGAUGAAUGAAGACGAAGAAGGAUCUAAUGUAUUUAAUAAUCUUACAUCGCUUCUCAAAAAAUAAGUUUGGAUAGAUGUCUAUGGCAAAUUGCUUUAACAAAAUAAGAUUUUUUCUACUAAUUUUUCUAACGAAUUCAUAAAUAUGCUCUCCCUGAAGGUUAAAGAGAAAAAAUUUGGGCCUGAAGAAUAUAUAUUUGUUAAUGGAGACUCUGCAAAUUAUAUUUUUAUCAUAAUAUCUGGAGAAGUUGAUCAGUAUUUACAAAGAGAAACAAUAGGAGAUUAGUACGAAUCCCUUCCUACUUUGCAUUUCAUAAACUCUUAUAAGAAAGGAGAUAUGUUUGGUUAGUUAGAAUUUUUUUCUUAAACAAAGAGAAAAUCAACAUUAAAAACUAAAUGUGUAACUUCAGUUGCUUAUUUGAAUUACACUGAUUUUAUAGAAACUCUUGAUAAAUUCGAAUUAGAUAAGGAAGUUUACUAUUAGAUAAAAGAUUAGAUAAACAUAUACAAAAAUUAUAGCAAUAUAGAUCUUAAAUGUCCCAUAUGCUCAGAGUAUCGCCAUAAAACGCAUGAGUGUAACUCAAUUAACUUUAUUCUAUAUAAAGAAAAGUUAAUUGAUUUAGCAUAAAAAUCAGAGAUUUAAAAUCGUUAAGACAAAUCUAUAGUAAGUAAGGAAAAAAUGGAGUACUAGAAAAAGAAUAAAACUUCACACUCUUUUAGAAUGAUUGAAACAUGUAAAGAGAUUCCAUUAAGAAGAGGGGCAUAAAAAAAAAUAGCAUAAGAUAAAUAUAAUGCAUAUGUCAAUAAUUUUGAAGUCAAAACUUAAGGUUUUAAGAUUAUAGUUGAUAUAUUAGCAGAACAAAUCAAGGAGACCUUAUCUAAAGAGGAAGAAGAAACCAUUCUGCAAUAACAGUUUGGUAGUUCAGAAAUAAAGGAGGCUGAGAGCUAAAUACAAGAUGAUAAAAAUCCUUAAUAACAAGAAGAAAUAUCUGUUAGCGAAGAAUAACAGGAGGAAGGAUCUAGCUUUUAAAAUUCUAAGCCUCAUACAUUUUCGCAUAGUCACUUUUACAAUAAUCAAUAACAACAUAUCAAUAAUUUAGAAAGGCGAAGAAGCAGUUUUUUUUCAUAAAAGCAAAUUCACGAAGAAGUAAUUGCUGAAUAAGAAGAAAGUCUGUAAAAUAUGACUUCAUUAAAUAGAGAUAGUAGAAAGUGCAAAACUGUGGUUCUUUUACCUAAAUCUUCUCAAAAAAGUUUACAACACUAAGAUUCCGAUAGGAGAAUUUAGAUUUGCAGAAGCUAGCAAAAAAUAGAUUACACUUAUGCUCUACAGUCUGAUGUUAAUCCUUUUUACAUUCCAUAAGCUUAUGUUGCAGAUGAAAUAUUUAAUUUUCCUGAAGACAUUGUUACUAUGGUUUGCGGAAAAAAUUAGAAGACAGUUCAAUUUUAAGGAUCUCCAACAAGAUUUUAAAACUAAAUAUCAGGAAAUUCAAUAUAUAAUAAGCAGUAAUCUAAAAAUUCAGAUUUAAAUUCUUAGGUUAGCAGCUCAAAUAGCAGUAUAUCUCCAACAAUAUUUUAACCUUUAUCAUUAAGGCACAUUGAUUCUAAGGUUCAAUAUCCUAAUUUCAACUCUUCGAGUUAUUCCAAUUCCAAUAGUUUUAAUAUUCCUUCUCAGUUUCCUAUCAGUCCUGUUGGUUCACAAUAUAAGAAUUUUAGCUAAAAUAUCAAUAACUCAGCUAAUCUGAAUCCAAUUAAUGUCAUACGCACAAGCACAACUUACAGCCUAAGCCCUUCUAAUACAAAUUGCUAAACAAAUCCUAAUUCUAUAAAUUCAUUUGGUAAUGCUAUAAUAAACUUAAGUGCUUAACAGCAGCAGUAAAUAUAGGACUAUAACUAAAUGAUUACAUAAAACCCCUUUGCUGCAUAAUAUAACUAACCUAACUCUCCAUAUAGCAAUCGUUUAGGAACUUAUGGAAUAUAUCUACCAGCACUAUAAUAGUUAGAACCUAUCAAUGAAAUGUAAUCUAAAGAAAUUAUAAGUUCGAGUUCAGAAGAAAAUAACGAAGAAGAUAUCACACCAGCAAGAAAAUCUGAUAAGGGAAGCAAAAUUUUAUCAAAUUAACCUCUCCCUAAUGGUCGCAGGUAGAGCAAAGAGCCAUCAAUAAAACUGCAUGUAAAGUAAAAAGAUUAAUAAUCUACAGGUAAUUCUCAGUUUAUAGGAAGUAACGGAACAAUAGGAUAUCAUCAUAUGGAAGCUAUAUCUCCUAUGAAAAUUUAGUAGCCUCCUUCAUAGGAAUCUAUACAAAUAUAAAGAGGCUUUAGCUCUGAAUAAGAUACUACUAACUAAGAUGAUAAAAUGUAAACAAAUACAUUAAACUAUAAAUCGAGAAUACCAUCUUCUCAACAUGUUUAAUUUGCCGAAGAUGAAGAUGAAAUACUAUAAAAUAAUAGCGGAGGAACUUUAAAUAACUAGAAUACACUUUAGACCUUUGAACAAGCUUAAUAAAAUAUUAAAAAUAGUUAAAAAUAAAAAAAAAGUAAAAGAUCAAAUCACAAACCUUCUAAAUUUUCUAAUAACCAAUAUACUUAUAACUCUUUUGUGAGUCAAAUGUCAUAAUUAAAUUAAUAAAAAGCGAAUAUUUAGAAUCUAAACGAGCAACAAAAAAAUGUUUUAUUUACAAGAAGCUUAUCAUAAUAAAAUUUAAACUAAAUCAAUAAUGCUACUAAUAAUAUUAAUAACAUUUUUAAUCAACACUAAAAUACUAACUUUCAAGGAAGUGGCACUGUCUUAAAUAGUAUUAAUGGUAAUAAUAAUAUGAAUAAUAAUAUACUUAAUAAUGCUGUGGCUAAUUUCUAAUAAUAGCUACUAGGAGCUAAUAAUGGAUUAUCUAGUUAAUUUUCUUGGUAAUAUGAUCCUUCUAGUCUCUAUUCAAAGUUAAUGUCAAGACAAAGCAUUCAAAUGAAGUUCAAAAAAGACUAAGAUUUUUGUGCCUUGAUUUAUAAGAAAAGAAUUAAUCUUAAAGGCAUUGAUAACAUUUAUGAAGAAGUUUACAAUAACUUUGAUGUGAUGAGGAAUUAUACUGUUUACUUCUGGCAUAAUAAUUUUUCUUACAUAUCACAAAUAAACAAAUAAAAAUUCUUUAGGAAAAAGUAUCACUCUUCACUAGCUACCACAAAGCUUAGAAAGUAAUCAAAAACAAAUGAAACUAACUAAAAUAAAAAUACAAAUAGAACAUCUGUAUAAUUUCAUCUGACUAGGGCAAACACAAAUCUAAUUUAAUAAUAAAGUACUAUUAGAACAACAAAUAGAUUAUCUUAAGGUUCAAUAUUUUAAAAUCCUUAAUUAUUAUAUGAUAAUAAAUUUGGAAAAAAUAAAAUAAUAAACAUAUGAAAUCUUAUUCAAAUAAAUUCAUUUUUACCCAAUAAUUAAUUGUUUUCUCAAAAAAAUCACCUAAUUUAAAUAGAGGAUUUAAGUUAAAGUUUUAAUUUUCAAAUACAUAUAUUUUUAAAUAAAAUUUGUAUUAUUUGUACUAUUUUUAAUCCUAUAAAUAAAAUAUAACCAAUUGUAUAGGUAAAAAUAG
This is a messenger RNA of Tetrahymena thermophila SB210, 5775 nucleotides long. Its product is annotated as cyclic nucleotide-binding domain protein. The transcript has 9 exons. Gene Ontology annotation, biological process: regulation of membrane potential; potassium ion transmembrane transport. The record is from RefSeq and is a predicted model, not a curated record. NCBI's taxonomy places the organism in Eukaryota, Ciliophora, Oligohymenophorea, Hymenostomatida, Tetrahymenidae. Gene Ontology annotation, molecular function: voltage-gated potassium channel activity.